ACAGACAAUUUAUCAAUAUCAAAACAAUUCAUUAAUUAAUCAAUUUCUAUAAGUAAAAACAAACAACAAAAAUUUCUUCAAUGAAUCGCCGUUAUAAAAGUGCUGGUGACCACCCGUGUAAAAUAGCAGCCCCUGUGGAUGACCCAAAUGAUUGCUGGCCAUGUCUGACCCCACGUGCGAAUAUUGUUCAACGCAUCAUCCGGUCCCUGCAAAUAUACACCCUGCCAAGCUACAUACACCCGCAGACCAAGUACGUUUACCGAUCUAUCUCUUCAUUCCGUGCGGUGAAGACGCGUAUGAUCUAUCAAUGCAGCCCCUUCGUCUUGCAUCCCUACGGUAUGCUGGCUAUGAUACGAUUAUUGUCAAUGUUUUUCUUCAUGUUGAUAUAUUUCAUCAUGCAUACAUUCCGACUGUAUUAUAUGCCUCCCUACGUGGUGACGAUUGAUAUCUUCUUGAAAAUAAUCAUGGGAUUCUUCAUUGUAACCCAAUUCCUCAUCGGGUAUGUAGAGACGAAAAACGAGCAAGUGACAAUUACACUUUGCCUGAAAAAGAUCGCCGUAUGGAAUGUCAAGCGAUAUUUGUUUCUGGACGUCUUGGAAUUGUGCCGAAUAUUAUUUGUUCUUAUCCCCUAUCAGCCAGUGAGAAUAUGGUUGGAAUACAUCGUGUUUCACAUGUUUAUGAUUUCGGUGAUUCAUCGCUUCUUCAUCAGUCGACAUUUUUCAGUAGGAGCGCUUCUCCACAGUUUGCUUGGCAUGAGUCACAUGACUUUGGAUUAUGUCUCUUUUCUAUCAUUUAUUGCAAUCUGUGUGCACUACUUGUCUUGUUUCCGGUACGGAAUGCCGAGAUUACUCAUGGUAUGCUGGGGUGACAUGCCACCUCCAAGCAAAACUCUACUGGAAGACUAUCUGACUUAUACUCAUCUUAUCCUUAUGAAGUUGUACAGAGCUGCGCCAUUUUUCCAACGUGUAGAAGAAGAUUACUAUGAAAUCAUCGAGUGUAUCACUUCAGUGGUGGUUUCCGUUCUUCAUGUGUACGUCGUGGUAUUCGUGCUUGUCGCAGCAAGGAACACCAACAAAUCAAAAUACAAAUAUAGUAUUAUGUGGAAUAAUGUGCAGGCCUUCUUCAAACAUCGAAAUAUUAGUGGUAAACUGCGUUACAAGAUCUUCACGUACUAUCAGCAUAAAUUCCAGUUUAAAUUCUUUGAAGAGGAGUUUAUCAUCAAGAGCUUGUCGAAGCAUCUACAGUAUGAAUUCCAGCUACAUGCAUGUAGUCAUCUCAUGGUAAAUACGCCUCUGUUGAGUGCUUUACCCAAAGUGGUUGUAGGAAGAAUCGUUGCGUCGUUUAAACCGAUCGUUUACCUUCCCAAUGAUGUAAUCUUCAACUGGCACAGUACUUUUGAUGGUAUAUACAUUAUAUCCUAUGGUACGGUUGCAAUCUACACAGAUCAAGGCAAGGAAGUGCAACAUUUGGAAGAUGGCGGUGUUAUUGGUGCAACCGGAUAUUUUUUAGGCACUAAUUUUUUCACCACUACCGCAGUUACCAUCACAGAGGUUUACAAAGUGGACGCAUUAGAUUUAGAUCGAGUUGUUAAACUUAGUCCUGAACUUGCAAUACGUUUAAAAACAAUUGGGAGAACUCGCACGCAGGCGGUUAAAGGUCUCUAUGCGGACGGAUUAAAUAUGCUUAGAUUUGCAAGGCAGAUACGUCAAGAUGGCCGCCAGUUGCGUAAAGAAGUGCAGGAAGAAGAUUUGUUUUAUGAGAAGCAAGUUUAGAAUAUAAACCUACCUACAGUUGUCCAUGUGUUUGUUGUUUGAUCAAGUGUCAUCAAAGGUCCUCCACUGUCUCCCUGCAAAUAAAUAUUUUGUUUAUGUUUUAUAGUAGAA
Messenger RNA from Dalotia coriaria, 1883 nucleotides. Its product is annotated as potassium/sodium hyperpolarization-activated cyclic nucleotide-gated channel 4-like. Gene Ontology annotation, cellular component: HCN channel complex. Gene Ontology annotation, molecular function: voltage-gated potassium channel activity. Bases 81 to 1772 code for a protein of 563 amino acids. The transcript has a single exon. Gene Ontology annotation, biological process: sodium ion transmembrane transport; potassium ion transmembrane transport; regulation of membrane depolarization. Lineage: Eukaryota; Metazoa; Arthropoda; Insecta; Coleoptera; Staphylinidae. The record is from RefSeq and is a predicted model, not a curated record.